Molecule: messenger RNA, 2542 nt
Organism: Ictalurus furcatus (blue catfish)
Lineage: Eukaryota; Metazoa; Chordata; Actinopteri; Siluriformes; Ictaluridae
Gene: dclre1b
Product: DNA cross-link repair 1B
Exons: 4
Coding region: 158-1924 (588 amino acids)
Biological process (GO): protection from non-homologous end joining at telomere; interstrand cross-link repair; double-strand break repair via nonhomologous end joining
Molecular function (GO): damaged DNA binding; 5'-3' DNA exonuclease activity
Source: RefSeq, a predicted model, not a curated record
AAGUCUAUAUCUUUAUGACAACGCUAGAGAAGUUUCUAUCUGGUAUAAUCAUUGAGAUAACUAAACGGCUGCAGCAAAUGCUUGAAUAAAUGCUCUCUACUCAGCAGCACAAAAUUGCCCUUUUGAAAGUCUUGAGGUUUCCCCAGCAGAAGAAGAGAUGAAUGGUAAAAUCAUUCCUCACACCCCUCUGGCUGUGGACUGCUGGCAGCUUAGAAAGUGCAGCCAUGUCCGGCUUUUCUUCCUCUCACACAUGCACUCAGAUCACACCUGUGGCCUCACAUCCACCUGGAGCCACCGGCCCAUAUACUGCUCUCCUCUCACCGCCAAGCUCCUCAAACUCAAACUACAGGUGAACGAAAAAUGGAUCCGGCCUCUGGAGGUUGGUGAGCCGCACCUGUUGCCCCUGGAUGACAUUGGGAAGGAAAAAUUGACCGUUACCCUAAUUGAUGCCAACCACUGUCCUGGGGCUGUUAUGUUUUUUUUCGAGGGCUACUUUGGCACUAUUCUUUACACUGGUGACUUUCGGUACACUCCGUCAAUGCUGCGUGAGCCGUGUCUCAGAAAUAAUACUACUAUUGAUGUGCUUUAUUUGGACAACACUAACUGUGACCCCACACGUUUGAUUCCUACUCGCCAGCGAGCCUGUCAACAGAUGAAGGAGAUCAUACGAGACCAUCCAAACUACACUGUGGUCAUCGGCAUGUAUGCUCUGGGGAAAGAGUCUCUGCUUGUAGAGUUGGCGAGGGAGUUUAAGACCUGGGUGGAGGUAGACGUGGAGCGUCUGGAGACCCUGCGAGUGCUAGAGCUGCCCGAUGUGUUCUGCACAAAGCCAGGCUCGGGGCGUCUUCGUGCCGUUGCUCAGUCUGAGGUCACUGCAUCCAACCUGUUGGCCUGGAAUAAGGAGCGGCCUACCAUCGCCAUACUGCCCACCAGCCGCCCAGUGGUUUCCUACCAUCCUAACGUCCAUGUAGUGCCCUACUCAGACCACUCUUCCUACCAGCAGCUGGAGGAAUUUGUUUCAGCUUUGCGUCCUUUGUCCCUGGUGCCAAUUGUGGGCAGCUGCAUGCCAAACUUCUCCUCUCUUCUGUGCCAACGCAGGAAGCGACACGAGGUGGUGAUACCCGAGUCGGUACAGCGCUACAUGAUGGCAAAGCCUAAUGUUCAGCCUUUUACUUUCACACGAAACUUUCUUCAUCGUUCUUUGCACACAGUGCCUCGAGGGGUUGUGUUCGAAUCACCUGGAAAGAAUCCCAGACUCCCUAGCCAUAAUGAUGUUGAAGAUUCAGAUGCUAUGGAGGCAGAAGAUGAUGUAGUGGAAGUCGAUUCUGAACUGGAUGGAGACUCUCAUUGCAUUCUGUUAGACAUGAGCACAGCCCUAACACAUGAUGUUAACACUCAACACCCUAAGAGUCUAAAUCUGAUUCGGGUCACAUUGGAGGAUGCAAUCAUGAUUGACAGUCUCCCUCGAGAUGAAACUGAUUCCCUCAUUGCCUUUGAAGGAUCACGGUCGCCUAAUGUUAAUGGCACAAGAAAAAUCACACCUUCACCCUGUGAUGGCAUUACUGCUGUGACCCAUACCAAAAAUCCCACUAAGAGGAGCCCCCAAAUGGGAAACAUUAACUCCAGAGUGAUGUGCUCAUCAAUGGACAGCAUUAGUCUCCAUGACAGGAGCUGUGUAAUGGCUUUGGCAGCUUUAACACCAUCUGAAACAGAUCCUGAUUCAUCUGAUGCAUUUGAUACAGUUGAGAGAGAGGAGACAGAGCAGUGGCUACUCAACAACUUCACUAUCCCAGAGGAAGAACUCGCAUGUCAAUACAGAGCCAUUCAAAGUCUACACAAGGUGUAUCCACUCGCGCCAAUCAAUAUGCCAAAAGCCGAGGGUGAUCCGUUUGAGGCUGCAAUACAGAGAUUCAAAUCCAAAUAGGUUAUGAAAACAUUUAGGACAAUGACAAAACCAAGACAUAUACUGCCCAUCAUCAUUACAAGUAACAGAAAUAGUCAAAUAGUGUAUAAGACAUUAAUAGUGAAAAUGUGAUGUAAAUGUAUUCUAGUAAUUAUACGCACUGUUUGCCUUCUUCGAUUCAGUUCUGGAGAAAGCUAGGGUGGCAGAACUUCUUUCUUCUGGCUUAAUCUAAGCCUUUGUGUUGAUUUUGCCACAAUAACAACCACUACACACUCAAAAGCUCUCUAAUACAACUUGCUUAAUGUACAGCAGUUUUUACAUGAAGUGUUAAAACUCUUCUGUGGUGUGUUCCGUAUUUUUCAACUUAUUAUGACGUAUCAUGAUGUAGCACAUUUUAGACUGUUCUUUCCUACUGCAACAUCAUGAUUUAAAUUGGGUUCUUAUUGUACUUAUUGUCAAACCAAAUCCAUUAUGUGUCUUGUUAUUGUACCUAAAUGGGUGUUAACUGAAACUGUCUUUUCAACAGUAUGGAAACCAUUAUGGUAUUAGCAUGUUAUGCUUUUGCUCUUGUAUAAGUUACUUACUAUAUAUAAUGUUGAAAUUGUAUGCACACAACGUUUUUCACAACGUAACCCCCCC